Molecule: messenger RNA, 813 nt
Organism: Parnassius mnemosyne (clouded apollo)
Lineage: Eukaryota; Metazoa; Arthropoda; Insecta; Lepidoptera; Papilionidae
Source: the annotation of a GenBank genome assembly
AUGCAAAUUCCUAAUGAAUAUGUGUCUACUGCUGAAGAUGUUGCAGAUCAGGUGAUCCGUAAAGGUAAAAAUGUAUUACCGACGGUGGCUCGCCUCUGUCUCAUCUCCACGUUUCUCGAAGAUGGUCUCCGGAUGUGGUUCCAGUGGUCUGAACAGAGGGAUUACAUGGACAUCUCGUGGGGAUGCGGAAAGUUCCUUGCUACAAUGUUUGUUAUUGUAAAUUUAUUUGGACAACUGGGCGGUUGUGUAAUGGUGCUGGGCAGGCUGAAGGUGGACAUCGCGUGUGGAAUACUGUUCUUUAUUGUGGUUUUGCAGACAUUCGCAUACAGUAUACUGUGGGACAUGCAGUUCUUGCUUCGUAACCUGGCCCUCAUUGGUGCUCUGCUGCUGGUGUUAGCAGAGGCCCGAGCGGAGGGGCGAAGCCUCUUCGCCGGAGUGCCGUCCCUCGGCGAGAACAAACCGAAGACAUAUCUGCAGCUUGCGGGACGUAUCCUGCUUGCUUUUAUGUUCAUCACGUUGUUGAGAUUCGAAAUAUCCUUUGUGCAGAUCAUUCAAGAUAUUCUUGGCAGCAUCCUCAUGAUCCUUGUGACAGUGGGCUACAGAACCAAGCUCUCUGCGCUGAUGUUGGUGCUGGUGCUCACAGUUCUCAACCUCUACCACAACGCUUGGUGGAAUGUUCCUUCAUACAAGCCACUUAGAGACUUCCUCAAAUAUGACUUCUUCCAGACCCUGUCGGUAAUCGGUGGUCUCCUCAUGAUAGUCUACCUUGGGCCAGGAGGUGUCAGUAUGGACGAGCAUAAAAAGAAAUGGUAA